AUGCCUAGAGUUCUUUCAUUCAGCAAUUACUUCAGCACACUCCUUUUUGCCCUAUUUUCGAUAGUUCUUCUACUGAAUACCACUUUGUUUAGCUCAGUUGACGCGAAUCAUGUUCCACCUUUGAAUAGCGAAAUUGUCUCCAGUAAUAUAUGCGACCCUAAUGUAAAACAGUACUCUGGGUAUAUCAAAGUCAAGAAUGCACAUUAUUACUUUUGGUUUUUCGAAUCACGGAAUAACCCGGAGACUUCACCCCUCACAUUGUUUCUUAAUGGUGGCCCCGGUUGCUCUUCGAUGAUUGGCCUUUUCCAAGAAAUGGGUCCGUGUAGAUCAAUAAAAAAUGGCACGGACGUUGAGAUAAAUCCGUACAGUUGGAACAAAGUUUCCAAUCUACUAUUUGUUGAUCAACCUAUCGGUGCAGGAUUUUCUUACGGCAAUAAAUAUUUGGAUUCAACGGAAGAUGCAGCUGAGGUUCUUUACGAAUUCUUACAGCUCUGGUUCCGGCAAUUCCCCGAAUAUUUGGAUCGAGAUUUUCAUCUAUUUGGAGAAUCUUAUGCUGGUCACUACGUACCUGCAACAGCUAGUCUAAUAUUGAAGAAAAAUUCAUUAUACAACAAUAUAAAAAAAAGGAAAGCCGGAACAAAGCUCUCGGUUCCAAUUCGUCUCAAAUCGAUCGGCAUAGGAAACGGAUGGAUCAAUCCUACAAUACAAUAUGGCUCAAAUAUUGACUAUAUCAUACACAAUGCAUACGGUCCGUUGCUCAACAAGAAGAUCCACUCAGAAAUGACCGCCAAUUAUCCUACGUGCAAGGCGCUUCUUAAAAAAUGCACCGACACGAAUUCGCCCAAUGAUUGCGGCGACGCUGGAAAUUAUUGCACGGCAAACUUUACCGCGCUAUUUAGCGCUAAUUCUGGCGUCAAUCCUUACGACGUUAGGACUUCCAACUCUACAACGUUUUCUUACCCGUCACCAGAUUACAAUAAUUAUUUAGCGUUACCAAACGUACGGAAGGCGAUUGGGGCUCAAAUACCAUAUACUGAGUGUUCUGUUACCACCUACAAUUACUUCGUUUUGCAAAAAUCCGACGAUAUGCGAGACUUCCUUCCCACCCUAAGCUCCGUUGUUGAUAGUGGUGUGCGCACGUUGAUGUAUUACGGCGACGCAGACUUCGACUGUAAUUGGAUGGGAGGACACAAUGUUUCCAAAGCUGUCCAAUGGAAGUAUCAGAGUCAAUACAAUUCUGCACCUUUAAAAGAAUGGUUUCUAGGUGGUCGUAAAGCGAGAGGAAAAAUUCAAACUCAUUCAUGCUUGACAUUUGUUUCGAUUUAUAAUUCAGGCCAUGAAGUAUCAGUUUAUCAACCAAAAGUUGCUCUAGAAAUGUUUACCC
Molecule: messenger RNA, 1384 nt
Organism: Acaulospora morrowiae
Lineage: Eukaryota; Fungi; Glomeromycota; Glomeromycetes; Diversisporales; Acaulosporaceae
Source: the annotation of a GenBank genome assembly